GUUGUGUUUAUGGUUUACUUUAUGACAGGAGAUAACGUGUCAAAUAGCCAAUUUUUAGGUUAGAAACUUAAAAAGUGUCUCCAGAAUAUCAGCAUAGCAAGGUAUCUGCUAUUUAUAUAUAACGUCAUGGCUGAAACUGGUAACGAAAAGUUGUCUAAGAAUGAAUUGAAAAGGCGACUGAAAGCUGAACAAAAGUUAAAGGAAAAGGCGGAGAAGGUUGCUCAACAACCCCCGGCAACAGCUGACAAGAAAGCAGAUAAAAAGGCUGAAGAGGAAAUCAGUCCUAAUGAGUAUUAUAAGUUGCGAACUGCUGCUGUGGCGGCGCUCAAGGAAGGCGCCAAGGCAGACCACCCAUAUCCUCACAAGUUCCAUGUCACAAUAUCUUUGGAAGAAUUCAUUGAAAAAUACAACCAUGUAAACAGUGGUGAGGUCCUUGAAGAUGUCACACUGUCUGUGGCUGGCAGGGUGCACUCCAUUAGGGAGUCUGGAGCUAAGCUGAUAUUCUAUGACUUGAGAGGUGAAGGUGUUAAAAUACAGGUGAUGGCUAAUGCAAAACUGUAUGAAUCUGAGGAGAAGUUCAUAACAGACACUGACAAGUUGAGGAGAGGUGAUAUUAUUGGCUGUGUUGGACACCCUGGAAAGACCAAGAAAGGAGAACUGUCUAUUGUACCCAAAAGUAUUAAGCUGCUGUCUCCGUGUCUGCAUAUGCUGCCUCACUUACACUUUGGGCUUAAGGAUAAAGAAACCAGGUUUAGGAAGAGAUACUUAGAUCUAAUUUUGAAUGAUAGAGUAAGACAAACCUUCUACACAAGAGCAAGAAUCAUUGCUUAUGUAAGGAAAUUCUUGGACAACAUGGGUUUCCUUGAAAUUGAAACUCCAAUGAUGAACAUGAUCCCUGGUGGGGCCACUGCAAAGCCUUUCAUCACUCAUCACAAUGAUCUCAACAUGGACUUGUACAUGAGGAUAGCUCCUGAGUUGUACCACAAGAUGCUAGUAGUGGGAGGUUUGGACAGGGUCUAUGAAAUUGGUAGACAGUUCAGGAAUGAAGGCAUUGAUCUAACUCACAAUCCGGAGUUCACUACCUGUGAGUUCUACAUGGCUUAUGCAGAUUACAAUGAUCUUAUCAGUAUAACGGAAGCUAUGCUCUCAGGCAUGGUAAAGAGUAUCCACGGUUCAUACAAAGUUAAAUAUCAACCAGAUGGUCCUGAUGGUGAAGAGGUGGAAAUUGAUUUUACUCCUCCAUUUGCAAGGGUACCCAUGAUUGCAAGCUUAGAAAAAGCAUUGAAUGUCAAACUGCCACCUGCUGAUCAGUUAGAUUCACAAGAAGCCAACCAGCUGCUGAGUCAGUUAUGUGAAAAACAUGAAGUUGAAUGCCCACCGCCCAGGACUACAGCCAGGCUCCUAGACAAACUAGUGGGAGAGUUCCUUGAAGAAAAAUGUAUUAACCCUACAUUCAUUUUGGAUCACCCUCAAAUUAUGAGCCCUCUAUCCAAGUACCAUAGAGACAUACCUGGUUUGACAGAGAGGUUUGAACUGUUUGUAAUGAAGAAAGAAAUCUGCAAUGCUUACACUGAAUUGAAUGAUCCAGCAACUCAAAGGGAGAGGUUUGAACAGCAAGCCAAAGACCGUGCGGCUGGUGAUGAUGAGACACCUCCUACUGAUGAGGCCUUCUGCACAGCUCUCGAAUAUGGAUUGCCACCUACAGCUGGUUGGGGCUUAGGAGUUGAUAGGCUUACUAUGUUCCUCACCAAUUCCAAUAACAUCAAGGAGGUCUUAUUAUUCCCUGCAAUGAAACCAGAUGACCCCAACAAACAUAAUGCUGAAGGUGAAAACGCCCCCAGUGAGACCCCAGUUCAAAAUGGGGCUUAAACUGUUACUCAGUGCAAUUAAGCAUUUUAUUGUGUGAAAUGUUAAACUUAUACAUUAUUGUGCUAACAACGAUUUUGCUUUUCAUAAAUAAAUUAUAUACUUCCA
Molecule: messenger RNA, 1974 nt
Organism: Helicoverpa zea (corn earworm)
Lineage: Eukaryota; Metazoa; Arthropoda; Insecta; Lepidoptera; Noctuidae
Gene: LysRS
Product: lysine--tRNA ligase
Exons: 8
Coding region: 127-1869 (580 amino acids)
Biological process (GO): lysyl-tRNA aminoacylation
Cellular component (GO): cytoplasm; cytosol; aminoacyl-tRNA synthetase multienzyme complex
Molecular function (GO): lysine-tRNA ligase activity; tRNA binding; ATP binding
Source: RefSeq, a predicted model, not a curated record